UUACUCUUUUCUACUUAUCGCUCCUUUCUUUUCCUCUCAUUUCCUGCCUCUUGCUUUUAACAUCUCAUUAUCCUUCUGCUAGUGUCUAAUGAUUCUCUAUAGUACAUCUUUUUUGACUACACUCUCUGCUUUUUUGCUUUUGUGUCUUCCUCUUAAUUUCCUGAGGUUUCCCUCUCACUGCUGCUUCCUUGCACCCUCCUGACUAAGCUCUUUCUGUAACUUGCUACUCAUCCUCUCUUUCCCGCCUUCGAACUUCUGUUCCCUCACCUCCUUUCUUUGCCUCCUCUUUUUUGGAUGGAUAGCUACUCGUGCCUAUACAGUUCCUCCCACAGAACCGGACUCCUCUCCGGCUUCCAGCGUCUUCGCUCUGAGACUAAGAUGUGUGAUGUUGUCCUGGAGGCCGGCGGCGUAUCCUUCCCCUGUCAUCGCGCCCUUUUGGCCAGCUCCAGCGAGUAUUUUUGGGCUCUGUUUGGAGAGACCACCGCAGAGAGAUUAGCGGGCUCCAUUAGCCUCCCGGCGCUAACACCUGAGGGUUUAGAUGCUAUUCUGGAUUUCCUGUAUUCAGGCUGGCUCAGCGUAUCACCCUCCACGAUUCAUGUCGUCCUGGAAGCAGCCAGGUACCUGCAAGUGGAGCCGGCGGUGUCAAUAUGUGAGCGCUUCAUGAUUGAUGGUUUAACCGCUGAGAACUGCUGCUGCUAUGCUAACCUGGCCGAUCGCCAUGCACUAUCAAAUGCACUUGAGGCUGCCAAUCAAACCGUCGCUAUGGAGAUGGGGACGUUGCUGCAGGAAAGCAGGGAUGAUCUCCUCGAGCUGAAUAUCCAAUCACUGAUGGCGGUGCUUGACGCUGACGAGUUACCUGGCGUCAAGGAGGUGGAGCUCAUAAAGCUGGCUCUGGAUUGGCUGGAUGACAACGGACCCCUCCCACUGCUGAAAUCAAAUCUUCUGCUGAGUCGUCUGCGCUUCGGAUUGGUCAGCGCUUCUGAUCUCACCAACCUUAACCACAGAGCCAUGGCCACGCCUUUGAUCAGAAGUCAGCUGACUCGAGCCUUGGAGUAUCACAGGAUGGGUUCAGCUAAGCCAAUCAGACAGAGCAAGCAGUCGACACUCAGAGCCUCGCCCAAUCGUGUGCUGCUCGUGGGUGGGGGGUCCAGCGCUGAUUGGCCAGAACAGCAGGUGUUGGCGUUUGAUCCAAGAAGCAAGAAGUUUUCAUCUCUGAGUUCCUGUCUCCCGCUGCGACUGAGAAAUCACUGCGUGUGCUCAGUGGGAGGUUUCCUCUUUGUGAUCGGAGGGGAGGAAGUGAAAGAGGGAGACGAGGAUGGGAAAAAGUCAGUCACCACAGCAACAACCAACCAGGUGUGGCGGUACGAUCCUCGCUUCGACUGCUGGGAGCAGGUGGAGUCCAUGUUGGAGAGGCGGGCGCAGUUCACCUGCUGCGUGGUGGAUGAUGUUAUUUAUGUCACCGGGGGACAACACACACGACAGGACACCGACACACACACCUCAGUAGCCUCUGUUGAGUUUUAUGACAUGACCACACGGGCGUGGAGGAGAGGAGCAACGAUGCCUCGCCCUCUUUACGGCCACGCAUCUACCGUGCUUGACAACAGCAUCUAUGUGUCAGGUGGUCUCCCGGGCAACCAGGGCAGCGUCCAUGGCAGUAACCAUGGUGAUAACCAGGAUGAAAACAGGGAGAGCAGCAGAGAGUUCCUGCAGUGGGACCUCAAAAGUAGAGUCUGGGAAAAGAGGGCGUCCAUGUCUAUCGCCAGGUUCAGUCAUCGCUUGGCAACCGCCCACGGCUACAUCUACGCCCUACUGGGGAUGUAUGAACCUUUCUGCGAUAUAGAACGAUACGAUUCGCAGUCAGACCACUGGGCACGCCUCAGACCGCUUCUCAUUGGCUCCUUCAACUACGGGAUGGUGUCAACGCCGUCUGGGAAUCUGCUGGUAUUCGGAGGGAGAAGGUGGAGCGACGGACAGGAGGUGAUCAUGAAGAGUGUGUUGGAGUACGACACAAAAAAAGACCGCUGGAGAGAGAUCUGCCAGCUCCCCAGACCUCUCACUGGCACUGAGUGCACACUGCUACCCCUGCCUGACUAG
This is a messenger RNA of Seriola dumerili (greater amberjack), 2097 nucleotides long. RefSeq names its product kelch like family member 34 (gene klhl34). NCBI's taxonomy places the organism in Eukaryota, Metazoa, Chordata, Actinopteri, Carangiformes, Carangidae. The record is from RefSeq and is a predicted model, not a curated record. Gene Ontology annotation, molecular function: protein binding. Bases 295 to 2097 code for a protein of 600 amino acids. The transcript has a single exon.